CAUCACCUCUCUGCUUCAGCUGCUGAAGGUAUAAUCUUUCUGAUUUUGUGCUGCAGAAGCAGUUUAUCUCAAGUAAUAUUCAGGUGCAGGACGGGUAGUCUGUCGCAAUGAGGCUUUUAAUCUCAUUGUAUGUGAGUGUUCUGUUGCUGAUUAAUUGUGAAAUAAUCAAUGGACACAAACCAGGAUCAUGUGCUCGCCCCCCAGUACUCUGCUGUCCUGGAGAAGACCACAACUGCCAUCGAGGAUGUUAUUGUGAUGAGAAAUGCACCUAUUAUAAGGAUUGCUGCCAUGACUACAAACGGACAUGCGGUCUAAAAAACACUACAACUGUGAUCCCCACAACCAGAGAAACAACGACCACUAAGAUGUCCUCAACCACAGAAAUCACUACCACUGAGACGCCCACAACCACAGAAACAACGACCACUGAGACGCCCACAACCACAGAAACAACGACCACUGAGACGCCCACAACAACAGAAAUCACUACCACUGAGACGCCCACAACAACAGAAACAACGACCACUGAGACGCCCACAACAACAGAAAUCACUACCACUGAGACGCCCACAACAACAGAAACAACGACCACUGAGACGCCCACAACAACAGAAACAACAACCACUGAGACGCCCACAACAACAGAAAUCACUACCACUGAGACGCCCACAACCACAGAAAUCACUACCACUGAGACGCCCACAACAACAGAAAUCACUACCACUGAGACGCCCACAACCACAGAAAUCACGACCACUGAGACGCCCACAACAACAGAAACAACAACCACUGAGACGCCCACAACAACAGAAAUCACUUCCACUGAGACGCCCACAACCACAGAAAUCACUACCACUGAGACCCCCACAACCACAGAAAUCACUACCACUGAGACGCCCACAACCACAGAAAUCACUACCACUGAGACGCCCACAACCACAGAAAUCAUUACCACUGAGACGCCCACAACCACAGAAAUCACUACCACUGAGACGCCCACAACCACAGAAAUCACUACCACUGAGACGCCCACAACCACAGAAAUCACUACCACUGAGACGCCCACAACCACAGAAAUCAUUACCACUGAGACGCCCACAACCACAGAAAUCACUACCACUGAGACCCCCACAACCACAGAAAUCACUACCACUGAGACCCCCACAACCACAGAAAUCACUACCACUGAGACGCCCACAACAACAGAAACAACGACCACUGAGACGCCCACAACAACAGAAAUCACUACCACUGAGACGCCCACAACAACAGAAACAACGACCACUGAGACGCCCACAACCACAGAAAUCACUACCACUGAGACGCCCACAACAACAGAAACAACAACCACUGAGACGCCCACAACAACAGAAAUCACUACCACUGAGACGCCCACAACCACAGAAAUCACGACCACUGAGACGCCCACAACAACAGAAAUCACUACCACUGAGACGCCCACAACCACAGAAAUCACUACCACUGAGACCCCCACAACCACAGAAAUCAUUACCACUGAGACCCCCACAACCACAGAAACAACGACCGCUGAGACGCCCACAACCACAGAAACAACGACCACUGAGACGCCCACAACCACAGAAAUCACUACCACUGAGACCCCCACAACCACAGAAACAACGACCACUGAGACGCCCACAACAACAGAAACAACGACCACUGAGACGCCCACAACAACAGAAACAACGACCACUGAGACGCCCACAACCACAGAAAUCACUACCACUGAGACGCCCACAACAACAGAAACAACUACCACUGAGACGCCCACAACCACAGAAAUCACUACCACUGACACGCCCACAACCACAGAAAUCACUACCACUGAGACCCCCACAACCACAGAAAUCACUACCACUGAGACCCCCACAACCACAGAAAUCACUACCACUGAGACCCCCACAACCACAGAAAUCACUACCACUGAGACCCCCACAACCACAGAAACAACGACCGCUGAGAUGCCCACAACCACAGAAACAACGACAACUGAGACGCCCACAACCACAGAAACAACGACCAUUGAGACGCCCACAACCACAGAAAUCACUACCACUGAGACGCCCACAACCACAGAAAUCACUACCACUGAGACCCCCACAACCACAGAAGCAACGACAACUAAGACGCCCACAACAACAGAAACAACGACCACUGAGACGCCCACAACCACAGAAAUCACUACCACUGAGACGCCCACAACAACAGAAACAACUACCACUGAGACGCCCACAACCACAGAAAUCACUACCACUGACACGCCCACAACCACAGAAAUCACUACCACUGAGACCCCCACAACCACAGAAAUCACUACCACUGAGACCCCCACAACCACAGAAAUCACUACCACUGAGACCCCCACAACCACAGAAAUCACUACCACUGAGACCCCCACAACCACAGAAACAACGACCGCUGAGAUGCCCACAACCACAGAAACAACGACAACUGAGACGCCCACAACCACAGAAACAACGACCAUUGAGACGCCCACAACCACAGAAAUCACUACCACUGAGACGCCCACAACCACAGAAAUCACUACCACUGAGACCCCCACAACCACAGAAGCAACGACAACUAAGACGCCCACAACCACAGAAACAACGACAACUGACACGCCCACAACCCCAGAAACAACGACCAGUAAGAUGUCGUCAACCACAGAAACCAAAACCACUGUGACUGAUCCAUGCCUUUCACUCAACUGUACUGAAAAUGAACGGUGUGGAGAGAGAAAUGGUGUUUACGGCUGUUUCUGCAAAGACAACAACACCAGACCUGAACCUCACUCCUUUGGUUCGUCUCAAACCUGUGAGAGCAGUUCAGGAUCUAUAUCUCUGUCUCGCUGUCAGCUCUUUGAAGCUGGUUUCUCAGCUCAAGUUUUUCAUCUCAAUGACCCCAGCUGUAGAGGAACCAUCCAGAAUGGAAGAGUGCAGUUUCACUUUGAUAACAAUGAUCACAUCUGUGGCACCAGACUUGCGUCCAAUGCAACUCAUAUCAUCUAUGAGCACUUUAUUUUGGUGAAGCCAGAGUCAGCCGCAGGUCUCAUCAGCAGAGAGAAAGUACGGAAGAUAAAUUUCAGCUGUGUUUACCCCAAAACACAAAAUCUUUCUAUGAUAGAAAUCAACCCACUGGAUAUCAUUGUGCAAGAUAAUCUUCCCGCUGGUGAAGGGAGGUAUCAGUUGCGAAUGGUUCCAUAUCAGGAUUCUGCUUUCUCUCAGCCCUUCGGAGUUAGUUUUAAUGCAGAACUCAACCAGUCAAUUUUUGUUGAGGUUGGUGUUGACAGGGUUGACAGUCGUCAGUUUGUCACAGUGAUUGACACAUGUUGGGCUACACCUGUGAAUGAUCCAGAUUACAGUCUGCGCUGGGAUCUCUUCAUUAGAGAGUGUCCAAAUCCACAAGACAACACAGUGAAGCUUCUUCAGAAUGGCAACUCAACAACCAGCCGUUUCUCCUUCAGGAUGUUUAUCUUCAACGCAAACGCAACUAAAGUUUACCUGCACUGUUCUGUUCAUCUGUGUCUUCCGGCCAACAAUAACUGCUCAACUAAUUGUUCUUCGGUACAUCCCCUGAGGACGGGGAGGUCUGCGGACUUUCAUCACAGUUCUUCUAUAUCCAUGGGUCCUCUAGUCUGGUCUGGUGGAAUUUCAGAUUCAUGGAGCCCAGAAAAUUGGAUGGCAUCCGGAGCUCCAGGUCUCUGUGGUUGCUUGAUCGUUCUGCUGGUUUCACUACUGAGUGUCUGCACCAUCCUCUAGGAUAUUUACACAAUUUAGUUUUAAUGAAUUGUAUGUGUAAAUUAUAUAAUCUAUAAAAUAUCCUAACAUUUGAUUUUUCAUCUCUAAUAUCGUUAUUUGUUUUUCUAAUGAACAAACAGCAAUGGUCUUGUUUUGACCAUUUUAUUAUUCUUUCUAGCAUGAUAAUAUAAGAUUCACUGUUGAUUUAUUUUUUCUUCUGUUGCAUAUUUAAAUAUAAAAAGGUUUUCCUGCGUUUAAACAAAAAAGCAUAUUGUCAAAAUAAAGUUCCCACCAAGCAAAAAUUGGGAAGAAAUGUGA
Molecule: messenger RNA, 4079 nt
Organism: Triplophysa dalaica
Lineage: Eukaryota; Metazoa; Chordata; Actinopteri; Cypriniformes; Nemacheilidae
Product: mucin-2-like
Exons: 12
Coding region: 108-3782 (1224 amino acids)
Source: RefSeq, a predicted model, not a curated record